AUGGCAGCAGCCUCCGUGGACACAUCCAGCUGGGAAUUCCCUGAUGUUUGUAGGCACUACUUUGGAAAGUUUGGUCAGUGGUCCAGCCUGGUUUUCUCCAUGGUGUCGCUAGUUGGAGCCAUGGUGGUCUACUGGGUCCUCAUGUCCAACUUCCUCUUCAACACUGGACAGUUUAUCUACAACCAUGCUCACAAUGUCAACGUGUCAGAUUCAGAGUUUGGAACCAACGGCUCAGAAAGAGUCAUCUGUCCAUACCCAAACACCGACCCUGGAGGGAAUGAUACCAUCAGCACACUUUAUCUUAGCAGUAGCGGAAACGGUACCUCUGAUGUCAACGAUUUUCAACGCUAUUGGAGUAAAACCAACACCGUCCCCUUCUACCUCAUCAUUCUGCUGCUUCCACUGCUGUGCUUCCGCUCAGCUUCGUUCUUCGCAAGGUUCACUUUCUUGGGCACCUUAUCAGUGCUCUACCUGAUUGCGCUGGUUACUUACAAAGCUGUCCGCCUUGGCUUCCACCUGGAGUUCCACUGGUUUGACGCAACCCAGUUCUAUGUUCCAGAGUUCAGACUGCUCUUUCCUCAGCUGACUGGUGUCCUAACUCUGGCCUUCUUCAUUCACAACUGCAUUAUCACACUCAUGAAGAGCAACAAGCACCAAGAGAACAAUGUGCGGGACCUGUCUGUGGCUUAUCUUCUAGUAGGAAUGACCUAUAUGUAUGUGGGAGUGUUGAUUUUUGCUUCCUUUCCUUCACCGCCUCUCUUCAAAGACUGCAUCGAACCAAACUUCUUAGAUAACUUUCCCACCACUGAUAAGCUGGUGUUUGUGGCUCGGGCCUUCCUGCUCUUCCAGAUGAUCACAGUCUACCCUCUGUUGGGAUACUUGGUGCGGGUCCAGAUCAUGAGUCAGAUCUUUGGAAAUCAUUACCCCAGUUUCUUUCAUGUUCUGAUGCUGAAUAUCUUAAUUGUCGGAGCUGGUGUCCUGAUGGCCAAGUUUUAUCCCAAUAUCGGAUCCAUCAUACGGUUUUCCGGGGCUACAUGUGGCUUGGCUUUAGUGUUUGUAUUUCCUACAUUAGUCCACAUGAUCUCCCUGAGACGCCAGGGAAGGCUCAGCUGGCCCUCAGCCAUCUUCCACAGUUUCCUGAUCCUGCUGGGCAUAGCCAACCUGAUUGCUCAGUUCUUCUUGUGAGAAGCAGUCACUUCACUGUUCAAAGGUCAUGAUAAAAAAAAUUUGAUCGACAGUUCAGAUGGGAAUCUCUGUAAUUACCUGCAGAACUUUGAUGUACAUACGUAUUUUAUUUCAUACAAUGCAGCCUUUGGUAAUUCUAUGCUCAAAUCAUCUUUGGAGAUAGGGCCCCUACAGUAACUUGGAUUGUUCGUGCCCACACUGAUUCCAGACAUGCCCAGCCAAGUCUUCUAGACACACUGUGAACUAUGUCGAACCUCAGCCCAACUACAUCAGCAGCAGUACAUUCAGUAUAUAAAGUUACUGUUCAAAGCUUUUUUUUUUUUUUUUUGGUAGUGAACCUUAAAGUGCAGAAUUGAUAUUUUUUACAACAAUUUAUCAAAUGCCAAUGUGAAAAGGGCUCUAGUAGGGAUGAACCUACAGAGGAUAGGAUGAAUCUGAAGUUCCUGCUUUAUCGAGCUCCAUGCUCCGUUUUACUUGUCUGUUUAGCUCUCUGGCUGAAACUCUAUUGUUUGAGUUCACCCUUGCCUGUCUCAUAGCACUGUUUUGGCUGCAGCUGUUUCCAGAGGAAAAGCUCUAAAAGCCAACUGCACACUACCUGUUCAUCACCAAAAAGCAGACUAACAACAGAGACUACAACAGCUAAAGAGAUAGAUGUUGCCCUCAGGAGUUGGUUGAGACCAGAGACGGUCUAAAUAAGAAUAAUUUUGGACUUAUUACCAGUCCCAGUAAAUAUCAUUGGUGCUUUAUAAGUUAUCGAUGUUGAAAUAAGCAGCUGUUUACUAACAAGUUUAUCGUAUGAACUUGAACUUGGAAAGGAGAUAUGAUAAUGGUUUCCAUAUCUUCUCUUCACUGCCCCCAAGUGGUAAAGCACGUCUGUUAUUUCAGGUCAAAAUGUGUCACGGUUUGGUAAAACCAGAUUUUAUGGUUUGCUUUUUUUAUGGAAGUUGUAUAAUUCUUACACCAGGGAAUCAAAUAAAAAACAAUUUAAUAACAGUCCAUUAAUAACUUUGAUUAUCAGUAACUGUUUAUUUAUUUUUGAAGACAGCAGUGUUCUGUUUGUGAAUAAACUUUUGACAUACUCUUUUAAUUUUUAUGACCAGUGUUGAUUUACAUGUUGGACAUGUUUACGUGAUGCCCAUUUUCUAGAUACUAUGCCAACUGAGCUGUAUUUUACGAAUGAUAGGAUAGACAAAGGGAAUAUGUGUAUGAAAUAAAACAUAUCAAUCUGUAAA
Stegastes partitus (bicolor damselfish) is the source of this 2417-nucleotide messenger RNA. RefSeq names its product putative sodium-coupled neutral amino acid transporter 9. The record is from RefSeq and is a predicted model, not a curated record. Bases 1 to 1185 code for a protein of 394 amino acids. NCBI's taxonomy places the organism in Eukaryota, Metazoa, Chordata, Actinopteri, Pomacentridae. Gene Ontology annotation, molecular function: L-amino acid transmembrane transporter activity. Gene Ontology annotation, cellular component: lysosomal membrane. The transcript has 10 exons. Gene Ontology annotation, biological process: amino acid transmembrane transport.